AUGGCGCUGCCUGCGGCUGCUCUGCUGCUGGUGGCGGUGGGGGCCGCCUCCCUGGCCCUGCACCACUGGCGGCGCUACCGCACGUUCUUCUGGCGCCGCGGCGUCCCCUGCGCCCCGCCGUUGCCGCUGGUGGGCAACAUGCUGGACGUGGUGCUCGGCAGGAGGUCCUUCGCCGACGUCGCUGCCCGUCUGUACCGCCAGCUGGAGCCCUACUCUUAUGCGGGGGUCUACAAUUUAGCGAGCCCAGUGUUGCUGGUGAGGGAUCCCGAAAUCGCCCACGCCAUCACCACCACCGAUUUUGACCAUUUCACCGAUCACGCCGAUUUCAUGAGCGUCGACGGGUGCAACCCACUACUGCAGCGAAUGAUUCUCGCACUGAAAGGAACAGAAUGGCGUGAUAUGCGGACCAUAUUAACUCCUGCAUUUUCCAUAGUGAAGAUGAAGAGCAUGUUUAUGCCGAUGUCAGAGAUUUGCCAGCAGAUGACUGAUUAUCUAGACAAGAAAAUUGCCGAAUAUCCAGCUUCCUCAAGAAAGGAAGACAUCUUCACCGUAGACAUGAAGGACCUGUUCACCCGGGUGGCGAACGACAUAAUCGCAACGACGGCUUUCGGUCUCAAGGUGGAUUCGCUGAUGGACCGCGACAACAAUUUUUACCGCAUGGGCCGUAGACUGACGAAGGUGAACCCUCUUACCGCUGCUGGCUACUUCAUAUCGCCGAGGAUCAUGCAGGUGCUGGGCAUCCCAUUCUUCGACCGAAAGUCGGUGCAAUUCUUCAGGUCAAUGGUAACGGACGCAAUUCAGGCCAGAAAGAGGAAGGGUAUCGUUCGUGCGGACGUGAUAAAUUUGCUACUGCAAACACGCCGAGAUGACCUAAGCUCUGAGGAACAAGAGAAGAUCGGACCUACAAAACGCGAUGUUUUGACUCUGAAUGACGACGACAUCGCGGCGCAGGCUCUGAUAUUUUUCUUCGGUGGCUUCGAAAACGUGUCAACAGCGCUGGCCUUCUGCAGCUACCUGCUGGCUACGCACGAGGAGGUGCAGCGGCGCCUGCUGGACGAGGUGGACGAUCUGAUGCGGAAGAGCGGCGGCCAGCCCGGCUACGAGCAGGUCAUGGCCAGCCAGUACCUCGACAUGGUCGUCUCCGAGUCGCUCCGGAUGUACCCGUCUGCCUUCGUCCUCGACCGCCAGUGCGUGCGACCCUACCGACUGCCGACCACAGAGCACUGCCCGGGGGUCGAACUGCGGCCCGGGGACGACGUCUGGGUGUUUGUGCACGCCAUCCACAACGACCCCAGGUACUUCCCACAGCCGGAGCGCUUCGACCCGCAGCGCUUUAGCCCCGAGAACAGGCGCAGCAUCAAGAAGUCCAGUUACCUCCCCUUCGGAUCUGGGCCUCGUAUGUGCAUUGCCCAGAGGUUCGCUUUGAUGGAGGUGAAGCUGGCGCUGGUGCACCUGCUGUCGCGGUUCAGCCUGGUGGCCGUCGCCGAAACGCCGGCGACUCUCCAGACGGACCCCAGCAGUCUGACGAUGGCCAUCAAGGGCGGCAGCUGGCUCGGCGUGCAGCGCAGACGCCGAACACAAUUGGACAGCCAAGUUGCCUCGUUCGACGGCUCUCGAGAGAGCGCGAUGAUGAGAAAUUUGUGA
Messenger RNA from Schistocerca cancellata (South American locust), 1644 nucleotides. Its product is annotated as cytochrome P450 9e2-like. Bases 1 to 1644 code for a protein of 547 amino acids. The record is from RefSeq and is a predicted model, not a curated record. NCBI's taxonomy places the organism in Eukaryota, Metazoa, Arthropoda, Insecta, Orthoptera, Acrididae. The transcript has 7 exons. Gene Ontology annotation, molecular function: oxidoreductase activity, acting on paired donors, with incorporation or reduction of molecular oxygen; monooxygenase activity; heme binding.